AUGAGCCUGCUGGACGAGGUGUUCCAGCAGGCCGUGCAGGCUUCCACCACAGACUCCCUCGCACUCGAGACAGCAUGCAAACAACUGAAUCUCUUGGCCCCGGGGCUGUCCAGGGUGUCUGCAGGUGCGGUGGACAAGUUUGCGCAGCGUGUCGGCAAGGGAGUCGGUACUCCAGCAUCUAAAACGAAGGGAACCGGCUCGAGGGCGGCCCACUUCCGCGCCGCGGCCCUGCUCGCCGCCGAGUGCGGCGCCCCCGCCUUCUCCGCAGGCCUGGCGGACUGGGUGGCGGCGGCCCACGCGGCCAUCCGCGCCGCGCCCUGGGACGAAGACGUCGCACCCGCCUGGCGCUUGGCGGCCACCAUUGCAGCGCGCGUGGAGCGGUCCCAGGACUCCACCCUGGGCCUGGCUCGCGCCGCCGCGCCGCUGCUCUCGCGCCUGGCCCCGCUGGCGGCACGCUGCCUGGCCGAGAAUGGCGGCCACCCGGCCACGCUCUGCGCGCUGCGCGCGCUGGCCGCCGUCCAGCGCGCGCUGCCGCAGUCGCUGCGCCAGCAGGCCGGCGACCUGCGCGCCGCCCUGGGCGCGGCCCUGACCGAUGCCGCGCUCCCCCGCCCCGUCUGGCUGGCGGUGGCGCGCUGCUGGGCCCUGCUCCCGGCCUCCCCCGGCGCCGCGGCGGACUGGGCCGCGGCCAUGCAGACCCUGCUGGCCUCUGCGCACGACCUCCUGGGCGUCCUGUAUGCUGGGCUGGAGGCAGAGGCUGCCGUCAAGGAAGCCAGGUCGCUGUGCGACCCCUCGGCCGCCACGCUGCCCGGCCUCCCCGGCGGCGUGCUGUCCCUGCCCGCCUUUGGCGCGGCGUGCGACGUGUUCGUGCGUCUGCUCGUCACCGCCGGCUUCCUCCUGCGUUCCUCCUUUCCCGUGGCCGUGCCGCUGCCGCUGCGCGCGCUGCUGGCUCUGGCCCGCCGCACGCUGGCGCUGGACGACGCGCUCCUGAUCAGCCGCCCGGGCGUCCCGCUGACCAAGGCCGCCGCGCUGUGCCGCGGCCUGGCGCCCAUGCACGCCGGCGCGCUGGGCUUGGUGCGCGAGGCUUUCUACGGCGCGGCCCGGGCCUUGGCCAGCGUGGGCGGGGUCGCGCUGGCCGCCGACUUCGGCCCCAGCCUGUUGGCGGCCGUGGCAGCCGAUGCGUAUGGCGCCGCCGGGCAUGCCGGGCCGGUGACGGGCGGCGCGACUGCAACCCGCGCGGCGCCCGCAACCGUGGCUGACGCCGCCGGGUCGCGCUCGCUGCACCAGCGGGUGGACCUGUGCGCGGCGGCGCUGGACGCGCUGGGCUCGCUGCUCGCCGGCUGCGGGCAUGCCCUGGCGUCGGACCAGCGGGACCGGGGCGCCACGCUGCGCGCGCUGCGCGCCAGCGUGCUGAGCCCCCGCCUGCACCGCCCCCCCUUCCUCCCCGCGGCGCUGGACGCGCUGCGCCGCUGCCUGGCCGCUGGCGGGCAGGACCCGGGGCUGAGGGCCCUGGCCCGGGACGCCCUGCUAGCGGGGGCGACCGAGGGCGGUUCGGGAGGUGCGCCGAUGGAGCUGGCGCACCCCGACGGCAGCAGCGAGUUCGGAGACGGCCAGGGGCUCGAGGGCCCUGCAGCGGGGGCACACGCGCUGGCGCGGCAGGCGCAGCAGGUCCUGGGAGGGCCGGGGGACUUUGCGGUGACCGUCGCUGCCCGGGAGGUGCGUGAGGCCGAGAAGCGAGGGCCGCCCGAGGAGAGUGGCGCGGCGGAGGAGGUGGCCGCCAAGCGCCCAGCCACGGCGGGAACGACUGGUCCGGCGGCCUCGGCGCCGCAGCGAGCAGCAGAGCCCGCGCCGCGCGGGCUGUCUGCUCCCAAGACCCUCCCCCUGGAGCCUGCCAGCGACAGUGACGACGGCUCCCUGCCGGACAUCGACUCUGGGAGCAGCGACGAGGGUGCCUGA
This is a messenger RNA of Auxenochlorella protothecoides, 1953 nucleotides long. RefSeq lists its product as hypothetical. The transcript is spliced from 6 exons. The record is from RefSeq and is a predicted model, not a curated record. Gene Ontology annotation, cellular component: nucleus. Gene Ontology annotation, biological process: rRNA processing. The coding region runs from base 1 to 1953 and encodes 650 amino acids. NCBI's taxonomy places the organism in Eukaryota, Viridiplantae, Chlorophyta, Trebouxiophyceae, Chlorellales, Chlorellaceae.